This is a messenger RNA of Suillus clintonianus, 481 nucleotides long. RefSeq lists its product as uncharacterized. The record is from RefSeq and is a predicted model, not a curated record. Lineage: Eukaryota; Fungi; Basidiomycota; Agaricomycetes; Boletales; Suillaceae. The transcript is spliced from 6 exons. The annotation marks the transcript as partial.
AAGGUUCUUUGGUUAUGUAAAUCCAUGGGGUGUGAGUGAGGUCUUCCAAGCGUAUUACGAGGAAGAUCUUCUAUAUCACACUUCCCCUUCAACUAUAGCAUGGAUCGGUUCAGUUGACCUUGCCCAGGUGGCAGCAUUAUAUUUGGCGUUGUAUUGCUACUCGUGGCACGGUACCUCCAUCUCGGACGCCUAUGUGUAUUCGGCAGAUCAUCCGAUUAGUAUCCCACUCCUUGUUUCCAAGCUAUUUGCAAAACAGAGGGCCGCUGGAAUUAUUACGUUCAAUAAGGCUGCCGAGUUACUCUGGGAAGCGCCAGCGACAUCAAGGUUCAUCUACUAUCCUGGAUCGAGACUACGAACUGCCAGUGUGAGCGAUGACGGACCCGCGGCCCACGGUAUACCCGUGCUACACUAACGUUGACGGUAAUAGUGUCUAUCGAAUAAGUAACAGAACGCUCAAGUAAUAGAAUUUGCUGGCCUUCUU